AUGGAGCUGCGCUGCUUGGCGGACGAUGCGGCACUCGUGCGUGCUGUGCAGAAGCUCAACUUGGGCGUCUUGCCAGUGCAACCCCCUUCUUUCUGCUAUCGUCGCGCAGAAAAGGAUCGCUACCGACUAUCGUGGGCUGCCGUGACUCGUGAUACGUGUAUCGUGCGUGGCGCUGCAGUAGCCGAGCUCGAGCUGGAACGUGGCGGAAAACGCACGGUGCAACUGCGAACACUGGCGGUGUCUCCUCAAUUUCGACGUCAAGGAGUCGGACGGGGAGACAUCGAAGCUGUGAGUCUCCAUGUUCACGUCAGGAACGAGGAAGCGCUGGCUUUCUAUGAAGCGCUGGGCUUUGUUCGGAAAGCUGAAAUCGAUGGGUACUAUCGUCACUUGGAGCCACGGACUGCAGUUGUCAUGGAGCUACUACUUGAUUGA
Messenger RNA from Hyaloperonospora brassicae, 432 nucleotides. NCBI's taxonomy places the organism in Eukaryota, Oomycota, Peronosporomycetes, Peronosporales, Peronosporaceae. The record is from the annotation of a GenBank genome assembly.